Molecule: messenger RNA, 1520 nt
Organism: Gamsiella multidivaricata
Lineage: Eukaryota; Fungi; Mortierellomycota; Mortierellomycetes; Mortierellales; Mortierellaceae
Product: major facilitator superfamily domain-containing protein
Exons: 8
Coding region: 82-1473 (463 amino acids)
Biological process (GO): transmembrane transport
Molecular function (GO): transmembrane transporter activity
Source: RefSeq, a predicted model, not a curated record
CAGUGCAUUGCAUUAAUUCUACCUCGCGUUCAAGCCCAAUUUGAGGUCCAGGAUCAGUAUAUCGGGAUAUUGUCCAGCUCCAUGUUUGUGGGGAUGAUGUUCGGGGCCAUGUUCUGGGGCAUGCUUGCGGAUGUCUAUGGACGAAAACAGGCCUUCAAUUUUACAUUGAUUGUCACGACGGUCUUUGGGAUCGCCUCCAGCUUCGCACACACGUACUGGCUCCUGUGCAUCUUGAUCCUGUUCUUGGGAUUCGGGGUCGGCGGAAACAUGCCGGUGGAUGGAGCGUUGUUUCUGGAGUUCACGCCGAAAAAGGAUCAGUACCUGCUGACGUUUUUGUCAAUAUUCUUCUCGUUUGGGGCAGUGGCAUCUUCGCUGCUGGGAUAUUUUUUGCUACCGCCCUUCAGUUGCGAGACCCAUAUGGACGGGGGCUGUCAAGGAAAAGGAUGGCGAUACAUGCUGCUCGCCUUGGGUGGUCUGACACUAUCGAUGGUAGUGGGUCGCGUUAUUCUAUUCCGUCUUGAAGAGUCGCCGAAGUUCCUGUUGAACCAAAAUCGACACGCGGAGGCAGCCAUUGUACUGCGAAGGAUCUACAAAAUCAACCACAAAGAGCCUCAAUCUGAGAACUUUGAAGGGAACAUCGAGACCCUGACUUCUCGAUUCAACCACUCCGCCUCUGCAUCUUUCUCGUCCGAGGAAUCGUCCGAAGAAUCUGACACGGGUGAUGCCAGGUCAUCCGCAGAUUUUGGAACGAUCCGCAGAAUGCCUGUAGAGCUUCGUCAUCCUCGUCAGGAAGUGCCUAGGGGAAGAUACAGGAGUCUGUUUCACGGACAGCAUUAUCGAUGGCGACGAAAAUUCGACAUUGCAUUGGAUCGAUUGAAGCCGUUAUUGUCACCCAAGUUUCGGCUGAGCACGAUUCUGCUCUGGAUCAUUUGGGCAUUGGUAGCGUUUGCGUAUACGGGGUUCAAUGUGUUUUAUCCAAAGUUUCUGCAGGAGCACGGACAGGACGGCAAUGAGUCGUUGAAGCAGGUUUAUCAGGAUACCCUCAUCUACUCUGUCGCAGGCGUGCCCGGCUCUGUGCUGGCAACAUUCAUGGUCGAAGGGAGACUGGGCAGACGAUAUACCAUGGCGGUCUCGACACUAGGAGCAGCAUUGGCUACCAUCCUCUUUACUGUACUAAGUAGCCACGCUCUCAUGACGACCUUCUCGGGGAUCCUCAGUCUACUUUCGACGCUUAACUAUGCUGUCCUAUACUCUUACACGCCUGAAGUCUUUCCGUCCGAGAUCCGAGGCACCGCCUGUGGUGUCGCGGCUGCCAUGUCGCGGCUGGCUGGUAUCGUGUCGCCUCUGAUUGUUGGAGCAAUGCUGGCUGUCAGCACGUAUUUCCCAUUGUACGCAUCCUCGACUACAUUUUUGAUUUCGGGAAUCUGCAUGUGUUUCUUACCCAUCGAAACUAAAGGCAGGGCUGCAGAAUAGAAGCCGAAGAAUACAACCUUUUCAUUAAACGUCCUAGUGUUCGAAUA